This is a messenger RNA of Diabrotica balteata, 442 nucleotides long. The record is from the annotation of a GenBank genome assembly. Lineage: Eukaryota; Metazoa; Arthropoda; Insecta; Coleoptera; Chrysomelidae.
GCUAGUUUACAUAUCUGAACAUUGUGUUGUUUGUUACUUUUUCUUCGACAUUAAAGAUAAUCAUUAUGAAGUUCCCCGUACUGCUGAUAUUCAUUGGGUUCCUGUGUAUUUGGGAGGCAAACGGAUUUACCACAGAACAAAUAAAUGAAAUUCGUAAUAUUUGUAAAGAAGAAUUAAAAAAUAUUCCCCACGAAAAAGGUGAACGAGGUAUACCAGGAAUUCCGGGACGAAAAGGUGCAGGACCUUUUGGUGCUGUAGGACCACCAGGAGAUAAUAUAUACGGUCCCCCAAGUUUCCCUGGAUUGCCAGGUCCCAGAGGAGAUCAUGGUGAAUUCGGAAUACCUGGAUUGCCAGGAGUAAAAGGUGAACAAGGCUCCUGUAUUGAAUUCUAAUUUGGCAGUUUUUGGUGUUGCAAAUUAUUUUUACAUUUGGCAUAUUAUGU